AUGGUGUCCAUCCUCUCCUUUCUGCCACGUGUGAUGUGCAAACAUAACAAACGUUGCAACACCGAUCAUCUGCUCAGGAUUCCACACGAAUUCUACCUGCCUGGUGACCUUAUAAUUGGUGGACUUGGUUCUCAUAUCUUUGGCUCUUUUGCUAAAGAAGACUUCAGAGAAAUCCUUAUCACCCAUCAAGUCCAUACUUCCUUUAUUGUGCUUAAGAACUAUCAGCAUAUUCUGGCUUUGGUGUUUGCGGUCAAGGAGAUCAAUGAGAAUCCCACGAUCUUGCCUAAUAUCACCUUAGGAUUCCACAUCUAUGACAAUUACAUCAAUAAAAGGAUGAACUACCGUGCCAUUCUGGACCUUAUUUCCAUGCAUACAUAUACAUAUAUAUAUGUACCCAACUACAGGUGCGGCAUUCAAAAAAAUCUGAUGGCUGUAAUUGGGGGACUGGACUUUGGAACAUCCCUUGACAUGGCAACCAUAUUGGGCAUCUACAAAAUUCCCCAGCUCAGUUAUGGCUCCUUUGCUCCAGAGAACACGGAUCAAAGCCGAUCCACUUCCUUCUACCGGAUGGUGCCCAGCGAAGCCCAUCAGUACACUGGGAUCGUUGAGUUACUGCUCCACUUUUCAUGGACGUGGGUCGGAUUACUUGCUGCCGGUAGUGAGAGUGGAGAGAAGUGCAUGCAAGCAUUGCAACCUCUGCUUUCCAGGAGACGCAUUUGCUUGGCCUUCUUAGAGAGAACUCCCCAAACUAGUUAUGAGUAUAACAACAUUCAUUUACUGAAUCUCCAAGUGUAUCGAGUGAUUGUGAAGAGCAAAGCCAACGCUGUUAUUUUCUGCGGGAAUUCUGCAUCCAUACUUGCCUUACAAACAAUGUUAGCACAAUGGGAAGGGAAAAAUGUGGCUGGGACACCUAUGAGGAAAGUGUGGAUUCUGACUGCUCAGCUCGAUUUCAUAGGAAUCACUUAUCCAAUAAGAUGGGAUAUGCAAGUCUUCCGAGGUUCCAUCUCCUUUACAGUUCAUUCAAAUGAGGUGCAAAGAUUCAGAGCCUUUCUUCAGCUCCUAAACCCCUUUGAGGAAAAUGGAGAUGGCUUUCUCAAGCAGUUCUGGACCCUGGUUUUUGGCUGUUUAUUUUCAAACUCCAACACAGAGAAGAAGCCCAGUGGAAGCUGCACCGGAGAGGAGAAGCUGGAGGAUCUCCCUUCAUCUGAUUUUGAGAUGAGCAUGACUGGCCACAGCUACAGUGUCUAUAAUGCUGUCUAUGCCGCAGCACAUGCUUUACAUAACACAUUCUUGCACAGGUCCAAACAGAGGGCAGCGAUGGAAGGAGAGAUGCAGGAGCUCCAGAAGCUGCAAGCUUGGCAGGUACUGGCUACCAUUCGACAUGGGCAGGAUCAUGACAUCCAGGGGAGUGUCUCAUUUAACAACAGUGCCGGAGAAAAAGUAUCUUUUGGUGAAAAGAGGGAAUUAGAAACUGGAUUUGAUAUUACGAACUUGGUCACUUUCCCAAAUAACUCCUACGUGAGAGUCAAGGUUGGGAGGAUAGAUCUGGAGGCUCCCCCAGGAAAGCAAUUUUCCAUUGAUGAUGACAAAAUGGUGUGGCAUAAAAGUUUUCUCCAGGGGCAGGUUCCACCGCGUUCUGUGUGUAGUCCAAGUUGCCCUCCUGGAUCCAGAAAGAAAAAGAAGGAGGGGGAAAAAUUCUGCUGCUAUGAUUGUGCUCCAUGUCCCCAAGGAAGGAUUGCUUCCCAGAAAGACAUGAAUGACUGUAUUGGAUGCUCAGAAGAUCACUAUCCAAACAAGGACCAAACACAAUGCAUUCCAAAGACAGUAAGUUUCCUGGCUUUUGGAGAACCACUUGGGAUGUGCAUAGCAUUACUCUCUCCCCUUUUCUUUCUGCUCACACUUUUGGUCCUAGUAAUCUUUGUUAAGCAUCAAGACACACCUCUCAUCAGGGCCAACAAUCGAGAUCUGACCUACACUCUCCUCACGUCUCUCCUCCUUUGUUUUCUCUGUCCCCUCAUCUUCCUCAGCCAACCAGACAGAGUGAGCUGCCUUCUCCGACAAAUGACUUUUGGUGUCGUUUUCACUGUGACUGUUUCUUGUGUGUUGGCUAAAACCAUCACCGUUGUUUUGGCCUUUGUGGCCACCAAACCAGGAUCCAGGAUGAGGAAGUGGGUAGGGAAAAGACUGGCAAGCGCCGUUGUGUUGACUUGUACUAUCAUCCAAGCUGGUAUUUGCACUGUGUGGCUGGGAACCUCUCCUCCAUUUCCCCAUUUUGACAAGCAUUAUGUGACUGGAGAAAUCAUUCUGGAAUGUAAUGAAGGGUCAGCUGCCAUGUUUUACUGUGUCUUAGGCUACAUGGGCCUCCUGGCCAUUGUCAGCUUUGUUGUAGCAUUUUUAGUCAGGAAACUGCCCGACAGCUUCAAUGAAGCCAAAUUCAUCACCUUCAGCAUGCUGUUGUUUUGUAGUGUUUGGAUCUCCUUUGUUCCGGUCUACCUGAGCACCAAGGGAAAACAAAUGGUGGCUGUGGAGAUCUUCUCCAUCUUGGCCUCCAGUGCUGGCUUAAUGGGUUCCAUCUUUGCCCCCAAAUGCUACAUUAUUAUGCUGAGGCCCGACCUGAACAUCAGAGAGCAAUUAAUGAGAAACUGA
Molecule: messenger RNA, 2646 nt
Organism: Zootoca vivipara (common lizard)
Lineage: Eukaryota; Metazoa; Chordata; Lepidosauria; Squamata; Lacertidae
Source: RefSeq, a predicted model, not a curated record